Salvia splendens (bonfire salvia) is the source of this 1339-nucleotide messenger RNA. RefSeq names its product trihelix transcription factor ASIL2. The record is from RefSeq and is a predicted model, not a curated record. The coding region runs from base 213 to 1079 and encodes 288 amino acids. The transcript has 2 exons. Lineage: Eukaryota; Viridiplantae; Streptophyta; Magnoliopsida; Lamiales; Lamiaceae.
UGUAGGAAGUCCGUCGGUAUGUCCGUCAUUGUUCAGUGAAAUGUUCGUAUGAGGUGGCAUCCGCAGUGGGAUGUCCGUAUGACGUGGCAGGAGGUGUUUUUGGGAUGUCCGCGGGGAUGUCAGCCGGGACAUCCGCACCACUACUAAUGCUCUUACCCUCAAAAUCUAGAUGCUAGCAGAGAAAUAACUAACCAAUUUAGCCUCAACCAAUUAUGAGAAGAGAAAUAACUAACCAAUUUAGCAAGGGAGAUGGAGAGAGACAUAAUAAACACCAACAAUUAGAAAACCCGCCACCAUCUCUCCUCUCACCCAAUCAAAAUACUAACAACUCCUCGCCGAGAAAUGUUGCUGCGGCGGCGAAUGAUCGGCUGAAGAGAGACGAGUGGAGCGAAGGCGCGGUAUCGUGCCUGCUCGAAGCGUACGAGGCCAAAUGGACGCUCCGGAAUCGAGCCAAGCUCAAGGGCCAGGACUGGGAGGAAAUCGCCAAGCACGUCUCCGCGCACGCCGCCGCCUCCAAAUCCGCCAAGACGCAGACGCAGUGCAAGAACAAGAUCGAAUCCAUGAAGAAGAGGUACCGAUCGGAGUCCGCCGCCGCACCCGACGCCUCCUCCUGGCCGCUCUAUCCUCGCCUCGAUCUUCUCCUCCGCGGAAAUGGAGUUUCCGCUCCUAACCCUCCCCCUGUUGCGGUGGAGGAGAUUGGAAUCGCCGCGCAAAAUUCACCUAAUUCCAACGGCGGUGGUGCGGUGGGUAAGGAGGAGGAAGGAGAGGGCGUCAACAAUGAAGAGAAGGCGAUUGAUGAGAGCGACAGCAGCACACCAGCAAUUGAUGUGGAGAAGGAGAAGGGGAAGAUGAAGAGGAAGCGAGAACGGGAGGGGUGCUGGGAGAGCGUACGGUGGUUGGCGGAGAUGGUGGUGCUGUGGGAGCAGUCGCGGAUGGAGACGAUGAGAGAGAUAGAGAGAAUUAGAGCAGAAGCAGAGGCAAAGAGAGGGGAAUUGGACCUUAAACGGACUGAAAUCAUUGCAAAUACUCAGCUGCAAAUCGCUAAGCUUUUUGCUAGAGGAUCAUCAUCCAUCCAAUAAUCGCAUCUUCGUCUUCAAGUUAUUCGAUGUUUGAUUUUUGUGACGGAAACAAAAAAAAAAAAAAACUCGUUAUCAAUGAAUAUAAUAAUAGGAUAAUAUGUAUUCGCACGUUUACAAUACGAAUAUGUUUUAGGACUUGAAUUGGAUGAAUUUAUCUGUGUGAUUGCGAUGCGAUUAAUAUGCAGAUUAAUUAGACUUUGAUCUGAUCAAUUACUUGAUUAUUACCUAGAAAUUAAGCGCUUCAACCAAAUUAAAGGCCA